AUGCCGCCCAGAGUGUUCUUGCUGCGUCACGGAGAAGCGCAACAUAAUGUCGGACCGCCCUUUCCUCCGCCUGAUCACAGCCUGCUCGACCCGGAACUUACAAGCCGCGGCGUUACGCAAUGUGCCGCGAUUCCGACGACCUAUCCCACCUUUUUCGCCUCGCUCAAGCCCGAGAACACCAUCAUCCUCGUCUCUCCCCUCCGCCGAACAAUGCAAACCAUGCUCCUCGGCUUCUCAGCCCUCCUCCCCUCCUCGACCUCUCAUCCCGUCCCGCUCCUCAUCCUCCCGCAACUACAAGAAUGCGGCGCGUAUCCGUGCGACAUCGGCGGACCUUUAAAGGAGACCAAAGCGCGGUUUCCGCAUGAGUGGCUCGACUGGAGCGAGGUGGAGAAAAACCCGGGAUGGAAUCAGAAUCGGGGCGAGUUCGAGGCGACGGAGGCGAAGAACGUUGCGAGGGCGCGGUGGGUCAGGAAGUUCAUCCGUGAGCGGAAGGAGGAGAAUGUGGUGGUCGUUAGCCAUCACGGCUUGUUGCGCCGGAUUGUCAAGGCGCCGCACGCUCACGACCGGAAGAAGUCGCCAAUCCAAUGGGACAACGCGACCCUGCGAGAAUACAAGUUCGCCGACGAGACGGGCGCAGACGAAGAAGCCGACCUCGUCCGCGUCCCCGACCAGGUUCUAUAG
Rhodotorula toruloides NP11 is the source of this 681-nucleotide messenger RNA. Its product is annotated as phosphoglycerate mutase family protein. Lineage: Eukaryota; Fungi; Basidiomycota; Microbotryomycetes; Sporidiobolales; Sporidiobolaceae. Gene Ontology annotation, cellular component: cytoplasm. The coding region runs from base 1 to 681 and encodes 226 amino acids. The transcript is spliced from 4 exons. The record is from RefSeq and is a predicted model, not a curated record. Gene Ontology annotation, molecular function: phosphatase activity.